Actinia tenebrosa (Australian red waratah sea anemone) is the source of this 1110-nucleotide messenger RNA. RefSeq names its product superoxide dismutase [Mn], mitochondrial. NCBI's taxonomy places the organism in Eukaryota, Metazoa, Cnidaria, Anthozoa, Actiniaria, Actiniidae. The record is from RefSeq and is a predicted model, not a curated record. Gene Ontology annotation, molecular function: manganese ion binding; superoxide dismutase activity. Gene Ontology annotation, cellular component: mitochondrion. Gene Ontology annotation, biological process: superoxide metabolic process.
UUCACGUUACUGUUCUUUUAUAAAGAUUCAGGGGGAAGAACGUGUUUACAGAAGACCAUAAGAGAGGCUUUACGAUUUUUUUAAAAUGCUAUCCAGGACAAAAUCAGGCAUUCAUUGCCUGCAGAAGCUUUCUCCAGCUGUCUUGAACGUGUUGGUCAGAGCAAAGCACACACUACCUGAUUUACCGUACGAUUACGAUGCCCUUGAGCCGACCAUCAAUACAGAUAUUAUGCGUCUCCAUCACAGCAAGCACCAUCAGACUUAUGUGAAUAACCUGAAUGUUGCUGAGGAAAAAUACGCCGAAGCACAGGCUAAAGGUGAUUUGGAUUCAGCCAUCGCACUACAGCCAGCUUUGAAAUUCAAUGGUGGUGGACACUUGAAUCAUACGAUAUUCUGGACCAAUUUAUCACCCAAUGGAGGUGGAGAACCUACAGGUGAUCUGAUGGAAGCAAUCAAGAAAGACUUUGGCUCAUUUGAAAAUUUUAAAGAAAGAUUUAAUGCCGCUACUAUAGCUGUUCAGGGUUCAGGUUGGGGAUGGCUGGGCUACGACAAAGUUAACAAAAGACUAGCUAUAUCAACAUGCUUAAAUCAAGAUCCUCUACAAGCAACCACUGGUCACAUUCCUCUUCUAGGCAUCGACGUUUGGGAGCAUGCAUAUUACCUUCAGUACAAGAAUGUUAGACCAGAUUAUGUCAAGGCCAUCUAUGAUGUCAUUAACUGGACAAAUGUUGCUGACCGCUAUCAGGCUGCUGCUACUUGAGCAGAGAAACAAUGAAAUUCAUGUACAAGAAGUUUGAUCAGACAAAUUUUAUUAUUCCAAUAUUUUUUUGGUAAAAAAGCACAACUCUUUGGAGAAUUGCAAGUAAUAGAACUGAUCUUUUGUUAGGGUAAGCUGUACUAAAAGAAUUUCCAUUCCUACUUGUGGAGAAAAGAAUAAGGAAAUAAGUUGCACACAACACUGUGACAAUGGUGUCAUCGUAACAGUCUGUUUGAUAUUUUUGGGGAAAAAUGCUAUACCUGGUACUUGUAUGAUACCUAUAUAGUGUUAUAAUAUCAAUAGUUUUUGAUAAGCACCAAGGUUAUUUCAAAUAAAGAAAAUUCAGUUCAGUA